Messenger RNA from Jaculus jaculus (lesser Egyptian jerboa), 2679 nucleotides. RefSeq names its product muscle associated receptor tyrosine kinase (gene Musk). Bases 1 to 2679 code for a protein of 892 amino acids. Gene Ontology annotation, cellular component: signaling receptor complex. Gene Ontology annotation, molecular function: transmembrane receptor protein tyrosine kinase activity; ATP binding; protein binding. The transcript has 18 exons. Gene Ontology annotation, biological process: cell surface receptor protein tyrosine kinase signaling pathway; protein phosphorylation; positive regulation of kinase activity. The record is from RefSeq and is a predicted model, not a curated record. NCBI's taxonomy places the organism in Eukaryota, Metazoa, Chordata, Mammalia, Rodentia, Dipodidae.
AUGAGAGAGUUUGUCAACAUUCCACUGGUACAGAUUCUCACUCUGGUUGCUUUCAGCUGGACUGAGAAACUGCCAAAAGCUCCUGUCAUCACCACACCUCUUGAAACUGUGGAUGCCUUAGUUGAAGAAGUAGCUACUUUCAUGUGUGCUGUGGAAUCCUACCCCCAGCCUGAGAUUUCUUGGACUAGAAAUAAAAUUCUCAUUAAGCUCUUUGACACCCGGUACAGCAUUCGAGAGAACGGCCAGCUCCUCACCAUCCUGAGCGUGGAGGACAGCGAUGAUGGCAUAUACUGCUGCAUAGCCAACAAUGGCGUGGGAGGAGCUGCAGAAAGCUGCGGCGCCCUUCAAGUAAAGAUGAAACCUAAAAUAACUCGCCCACCCAUAAAUAUAAAAAUAAUAGAAGGGCUUAAAGCAGUUCUACCAUGUACUACAAUGGGUAACCCCAAGCCAUCGGUGUCCUGGAUCAAGGGGGACAGUGCUCUCAGGGAAAAUUCCCGCAUUGCAGUUCUUGAAUCUGGGAGCUUAAGGAUUCACAAUGUGCAAAAGGAAGAUGCAGGCCAGUAUCGGUGUGUGGCAAAAAACAGCUUGGGGACAGCAUAUUCCAAACUGGUGAAGCUGGAAGUUGAGGAAGAAAGUGAACCUGAGCACGACGCUAAAGUCUUUGCAAGAAUCCUGCGGGCUCCUGAAUCCCACAAUGUCACUUUUGGCUCCUUUGUGACCCUUCGGUGUACAGCAACAGGCAUCCCUGUCCCCACCAUCAGCUGGAUUGAAAAUGGAAAUGCUGUUUCUUCUGGAUCGAUUCAAGAGAGUGUAAAAGACCGAAUGAUUGAUUCCAAACUGCAGCUGUUUAUCACCAAACCAGGACUCUACACUUGCAUAGCUACCAAUAAGCACGGAGAGAAAUUCAGUACCGCAAAGGCGGCGGCCACCAUCAGUGUAGCAGAGCCUCCUCCCUGGUUUCCUAUGGGAAUUUCUUUCCUGUUCAUAGAAUGGAGUAAACCACAAAAAGAUAACAAAGGCUACUGCGCCCAGUACCGAGGGGAAGUGUGUGAGGCAGUUCUGGCUAAAGAUACACUUGUGUUUUUCAACACCUCCUACGUGGACCCAGAAGAGUCCCAAGAACUCCUGGUGCACAGUGCAUGGGAUGAACUGAAGGCAGUGAGCCCACUGUGCCGGCCUGCGGCCGAGGCUUUGCUAUGCCACCAUCUCUACCAAGAGUGCAGCCCCGGGAUGGUACCUACUCCCAUCCCCGUUUGCAGGGAGUACUGCCUGGCAGUAAAGGAACUGUUCUGUGCAAAGGAAUGGCUGGCGAUGGAAGGAAAAGCUCACAGAGGACUUUACAGAUCUGGGAUGCAUCUCCUCCCAGUGCCCGACUGCAGCACCCUCCCCAGCAUGCACUGGGACCCCAUGGCCUGCACCAGACUGCCAUAUCUAGAUUAUAGAAAAGAAAACCUAACAACAUUCCCAUCAAUAACAUCCUCAAAACCAAGUGUGGACAUUCCGAAUUUGCCUUCUUCCUCCUCUUCCUUGGCCGUCUCUCCCGCAUAUUCCAUGACCGUGCUCAUCUCCAUCAUGUCCAGCUUUGCAGUCUUUGCGCUUCUGACCAUCGCUACUCUGUACUGCUGCCGAAGAAGAAAAGAAUGGAAAAACAAGAAAAGAGAGUCAGCAGCAGUAACCCUUACCACACUGCCCUCUGAGCUCCUCUUAGACAGGCUUCAUCCGAACCCCAUGUACCAGAGGAUGCCGCUCCUUCUGAAUCCCAAGUUGCUCAGCCUGGAGUACCCAAGGAAUAACAUUGAAUAUGUCAGAGACAUUGGAGAGGGAGCAUUUGGAAGAGUGUUUCAAGCAAGGGCUCCGGGCUUACUUCCCUAUGAACCAUUCACUAUGGUGGCGGUGAAGAUGCUCAAAGAGGAGGCCUCGGCCGAUAUGCAGGCGGACUUUCAGAGGGAGGCAGCCCUCAUGGCAGAAUUUGACAACCCUAACAUUGUGAAACUCUUAGGCGUGUGUGCGGUGGGGAAGCCUCUAUGCCUGCUCUUUGAAUACAUGGCCUACGGGGACCUCAAUGAGUUCCUCCGCAGCAUGUCCCCACACUCGAUGUGCAGCCUCAGCCACCGCGACUUGUCGAGGGCGCAGAUCUCCAGCCCGGGACCCCCACCGCUCUCCUGCGCAGAGCAGCUCUGCAUAGCCCGGCAGGUAGCAGCCGGCAUGGCCUACCUCUCCGAGCGCAAGUUUGUCCACCGGGAUUUAGCCACCAGGAACUGUCUGGUAGGUGAGAACAUGGUGGUGAAAAUUGCAGACUUUGGCCUCUCCAGGAACAUCUACUCAGCUGACUAUUACAAAGCUAAUGAAAACGAUGCCAUCCCUAUCCGCUGGAUGCCACCCGAGUCCAUUUUCUACAACCGCUACACCACAGAGUCUGAUGUGUGGGCCUACGGUGUGGUGCUCUGGGAGAUCUUCUCCUAUGGCCUGCAGCCCUACUAUGGGAUGGCCCACGAGGAGGUCAUUUACUAUGUACGAGAUGGCAACAUCCUCUCCUGCCCUGAGAACUGUCCACUGGAGCUGUACAAUCUAAUGCGCCUGUGUUGGAGCAAGCUGCCUGCGGACAGACCCAGUUUCCCCAGCAUCCAUCGAAUCCUGGAACGCAUGUGCGGGAGGGCCGAGGGAGCGGUGGGUGUGUGA